Molecule: messenger RNA, 834 nt
Organism: Pediculus humanus corporis (human body louse)
Lineage: Eukaryota; Metazoa; Arthropoda; Insecta; Psocodea; Pediculidae
Product: syntaxin-6, putative
Exons: 5
Coding region: 1-834 (277 amino acids)
Biological process (GO): intracellular protein transport; Golgi vesicle transport; vesicle fusion
Cellular component (GO): SNARE complex; endomembrane system; synaptic vesicle membrane
Molecular function (GO): SNAP receptor activity; SNARE binding
Source: RefSeq, a predicted model, not a curated record
AUGUCACUUGAAGAUCCUUUUUUUGUAGUUAAAGAUGAAGUAAAUAAAGCUUUAAACAAAACCUGCAGCUUAUAUAGAAGGUGGUUAGAAUUACAAGAUGAUAAUGGUUCCAAUAAUCCUAUCAGAGAUGAAUUGGAUUGGACUUCAACUGAGUUGAGAAAUGCAUUAAGAAGCAUCGAAUGGGAUUUAGAAGAUUUAGAAGAUACAAUUAAUAUCCUUUUAAUAAAUUUCAUUGUAGAAAAAAAUCCGACAAAGUUUAAAACGGAUAACAAAGAACUUUCGAAUAGGAGGAGUUUUAUUGAGGAUACAAAAGAAGAAGUGAAAACUAUGAAAGAUAAAAUGAACAUAAACAGGAAUACAGAUCGAGACAAAACAGCAAGGCAACCACUUUUAGAAAAUAUAUCAUCUCCUCCUAGAAUAAUGUCGCACGGACCUACGAAAUAUUCGAAAUUAGAAAAUGAAAUAGAUAGUCCUAACAGGCAAUUUUUAAACGAUACUCUAUCGCAACAGAACAGAAUGUUCAUGGAACAAGAUGAACAACUUGAAAUAAUUGGAGAUUCCGUUGGAACAUUGAAAACCGUAUCGAGACAAAUCGGUAACGAAUUGGACGAACAAGCCGUCAUGCUCGACGAUUUCGGUUACGAUUUAGAAAACAUGGAUUCGAAAUUAAAUUCUACAAUGUCGAAAAUGUCAAAAGUUUUAAGAUUAUCAAGUGAUCGAAGGCAAUGGAUGGCCAUCGGAAUAUUAGCCACUAAAAAGAAUAAUGAUAACGACGACGACGAUGAUGAUGAUGAUAACACGUUACAUAUAAUUUGUAUUUUAAUCAGUGCGUAA